AUUAUCAAUUGCAACUAUCCGAAUAUAUAUAUUAAACAAAUAAAUGUAUUGAUCCUCUUUAACAACGGACCAGUUUGUACUAAAAAUUCCGGUAGUGCAGUUCCUAACCAGACGAAAAAAUGAAAUUUGUAUUACUUGCUGUAAUUAUUUCGGUCCUGUCAUAUCAGGCUAUUGUCGAGACCAAAUAUCUCCCAGUAAAGUCCAGAUUCGAACGCUUCGAACCAUUGAAACAAGGUAUUGCUCUUGAAUCCCAAUCCGACGAUAACACAAAAAACACAAGUGCUGCUCCUGAACCCCAACCCGACGAUCACUCAAAAAGCACAAGUGCUGCUCCUGAACCCCAACCCGACGAUCACUCAAAAAGCACAAGUGCUGCUCCUGAACCCCAACCCGACGAUCACUCAAAAAGCACAAGUGCUGCUCCUGAACCCCAACCCGACGAUCACUCAAAAAGCACAAGUGCUGCUCCUGAACCCCAACCCGACGAUCACUCAAAAAGCACAAGUGCUGCUCCUGAACCCCAACCCGACGAUCACUCAAAAAGCACAAGUGCUGCUCCUGAACCCCAACCCGACGAUCACUCAAAAAGCACAAGUGCUGCUCCUGAACCCCAACCCGACGAUCACUCAAAAAGCACAAGUGCUGCUCCUGAACCCCAACCCGACGAUCACUCAAAAAGCACAAGUGCUGCUCCUGAACCCCAACCCGACGAUCACUCAAAAAGCACAAGUGCUGCUCCUGAACCCCAACCCGACGAUCACUCAAAAAGCACAAGUGUUGCUACUGAACCACAACCCAAUCCAACAAAAAGCACAAGUGUUGCUACUGAACCCCAACCCAAUCCCACAAAAAGCACAAGUGCUGCUAGUACAACGACAACAUCCAAACCCGAUCCCGGACACAGCUCAAGUACUUCUCAGACUCCAACCUCAAUACAACCUGAAUCUACAACUUCAAGUGCGUCAAUUUUGGAAUACACUCAAAGAAUAUUUUUGAUAAGUGUUGCAGCUUUCCUGUUUUAUUAAUUUAACUACAUAAUACUUGAACAUCUAUAUCAGGGGUUCCCAACCUUCUAGCAACUGCGUACCACUUGAAAUAUUUCGAAGAUUUUGGCGUACCACCAAAUACCGGGGGAAGGAGGCAUAAAGUGGAAGGAAGCUCCUCCUGAUCCUACUUUUUUAGAAAUAAUAUAUUUAUUCUCAGAAACAUGUCUAUUGGUUUGUUUCAUUUUAAUUAAAUAACUAAUAUAACUUUA
Molecule: messenger RNA, 1255 nt
Organism: Diabrotica virgifera virgifera (western corn rootworm)
Lineage: Eukaryota; Metazoa; Arthropoda; Insecta; Coleoptera; Chrysomelidae
Exons: 19
Coding region: 120-1025 (301 amino acids)
Source: RefSeq, a predicted model, not a curated record